AUGUUCGCCACGAGCCAAGCGCCAUGUAAUCCACAGCAAAGCUUUGCUCCAACGCCAAACCGCUUCAGUGUUCUCGCAGAGCUCGAGCAGUCACCAACGCAGAUGAAGUGGGCGUUUGACCUCGUUCAUCCUAUUCCCAAACUGAGCAGACGUCGCGGUAAACGAGCGGGCAAGCACAAGCUCAAAUACACUUCACAGAGCAAUCGGGACGCGCAGAAGAACAAGGGUUUGGGUGAGAUCUGUGACAAAAUUGUGGCACUGAGCCUGAACAGCGGGUCAACGCGCAGCGAGCCACGGGACAAUACCACCACGCCUAUGGAUACAGUGCGGCACCAUUGGGCACCCCAAUUCCGUCCAGAUAAAACAUUGGAGCCUUCGGUCCCUGAGAGUGUUCAUUUGCAGCCUAAGCCCUACAUCCCUCACGCCAAGGCUUCUCCAUCGACUGAUGACCAGGAGCAAACCAGACAAAAGGAGUCGCGCUUUUUCCCUCUGUCAGCCUUCCUCGCGAGCUCUCCUCCUGCGGCACAUUCGGUGCCAGCGAGUGAACCCACACGUCCAGUUUUGACCCGGAACUCCCAGACGAAAAGGACGUUCGCUGAGGCGCCCUCCACCUCGGCGCAAGAGGCCGUUGCAUCGGUAUGCCAGGCUCUUGCCAUGCAGAGGACCGACACAGCCGCUCUUGAAGAGCCGCUGGCCGCAUGUGUGUCAAUUUCUUCACUCCCUUCGCUGGUUGCGCAGCCGUCUGUCCCCGCGUGUCGACAAAGAUCUGAGUUUCCUCACGUUACAGCUUCUUCAUUUUCGCCACUCCCUAUUACCUCUCCGCACGCCGCCUCCCCUGUUCUCACGCCAAAGGUUAUGCCUAAUCCUCCCUCGACACCUUCCCCAUUCCGUCCCGUCGAUUUCAGCCCUGAGUAUAUACUCGAGGAACCACCACAACCUCCUGUUGCAGACUUGGUAACUGGCCAAGAUCCCGCUCAGGCGCUGCAUCAUUACUAUUCUGGUUAUGGCCGAACGUGUCGGUCUUCGCUUACAACCGCGCCUUUCACGUACCCCCACCCAUUUUGUGCUCCAUCACAACCGCGCACAACGAUGGUCCCACCUCAUAUCAGCGGUGUGGCCCGCUUGGACGAGGCUUUGAGAUGGUCGCUGUUCGGUUAUGGGGCUCCUCAGGGACCAUUGUCUGGGACCACCUCUUCGGUGAGUGUCGAGGAUUUCCUCAAAAUGGGUCACGCCAGCCCCUGCUGGUGCUCAAAAUGUCCGAACAGUGUGCCCCUAGGAGAAUUGCCACAUGAGAAGGUGAUAGCGACAUCGCAAACUGAAAGGACCGAAAUAGCGUGUAAUACUCUCAUAAUCCCAAAAACCUUUGGCGACGAACCCCAUGAGGAAACCGUGGCCGGUGCAUGGCGUAGAGAGCCGGAGAAUCGUGAAAUCGGCAUCGGCACUGAGACGGAAAGCAACGAGCUUGUGCCUACAUCUCAAUCUUCCUCAAGCUCCAGACCUCAGUCUGAUUUUGAAGAACUACUCCGAAGUGUCCGCGAAGCCUUCACGCCCGACAGCGACAAUGAGAGCUCAGAAGACGACACCUGGGCAGUCGUGUACAAGGGCUACCCAAGACCCCAAGUCUCAAUGCAAUCGUCACAAGACACAGUAUCAGAGCCAGAGAUAGUGUCAGAACCUGAGGUGCUGUCCUUGCCCACAACGAGCCCUGCAUUCUCCGAAACAACUUGGACCAUCCCUCCCUUCGACUUUGAGCUCGGUUCACCGCGUGAAGAGCUCGUCGAAACAAACAGUCUAACCACGCCAUCCUCACCCUUAAAUCUGUGGUCUUCACCGUCUAACAGUCCGUUUUUGACACCAGUUCUACCUUCGACACCUCCUCCGACUUCCGUCGCGCCAACACCAAAUCGGCGAACCGGCUCGGCCGUCCAUACUGAGGACAUCUUGAACGUCCAGAAUAUCUAG
Molecule: messenger RNA, 1962 nt
Organism: Didymosphaeria variabile
Lineage: Eukaryota; Fungi; Ascomycota; Dothideomycetes; Pleosporales; Didymosphaeriaceae
Exons: 2
Coding region: 1-1962 (653 amino acids)
Source: RefSeq, a predicted model, not a curated record